AUGCUGGCCAUGCUUCUGGCUCUGGCCGCGUCGCCCGAGGAGCUGGAACUUGUCAUGAUCUCCGUCACUUACGGAAACGUCCCGCUGAAGAGCUGCCUGACCAAUGUCGUUUCCAUGUUCCACGUGCUCGACAAGGAACUGGAAUGGCGGAGAUCCCAGGGUAAGCCUGAAGGCUUCGGCGGACUGAAGGCGUACAAACCCAUUGUUGCCAUUGGACCCGAGCAUGCUCUGGAAGAAGAGAUUCUUAUGGAGGACGGGUUUCACGGUACUGACGGUCUGCACGGCGUUCAUGAGGCUCAUCCCCACUUGAGCCCAGAGGAGACGUGGAAAUCUCUCUUCGAGGAUGGUGUGCCUCGCCCAGAUGAGGACCCCUCCUAUUACACCUACUUCACCCCUUCCAAGACCCCAGCACAUAAGGAGAUCUUGCGAAUCUUGAAGGAGGAGCCCGAAAACACAAUCACCAUCUGCUCGGUCGGUCCCAUGACCAACCUGGCCCUUGCCGCUGCGGAAGACCCCGAGACGUUUCUCCGCGCCAAGGAGAUUUGCGUGAUGGGUGGUGCGGUCGAGGUUCCCGGCAACAUCACUCCGGUUGCCGAGUUCAACACCUACGCCGAUGCGAUCGCCACGGCCAGAGUCUUCGCUCUGACCUCAGCCGUCCCGUCCUCGACCAUGCCGGUCGUCCCGCAGAAGAUCGCCAACCUCCCAGCAUACCCGGAGAAGCUGUCGAAGCGUUUGAACCUGACUCUGUUCCCUCUAGAUAUCACUACACCGCAUCUCCUGAACAGGGGAUACUUUUUCGACACCGUUACCCCUCACGUGAAGGAAGGCAGCCCGUUGGCAACGUGGAUCAACCACAUAAUGGGAGGCGUCUUCCGCCAGAUCGAAAGGAUGGUUGGGGACGAUCCCGAGCCGGGGCUGUCGCUGCACGACCCCCUGACCGUGUGGUACCUUCUCACCAUAGACGACCCGGCUUGGAAGCUGGCCAAGAAUGCGCCUGAGGAUAUCCGCGUUGAGACGUCCGGACAGUGGACGCACGGAAUGCACGUCGGAGACCUGCGAGGCCGUAAGAGAGCCCCGGGAGCCGGGUCGGCCGUCGGCGUCUCGGGCGACACUGUUGCCAUUGACGAGAUCCCCGGCGACGAAUUCGGAUGGCUCAGCGCCAAGCGAGGCAACAGGAUCAACAGGCUGGCCGAGAGCCCGGGUUUCGAGAAGUGCGCACCCGAUUUGAUGAGCCGCCUCUUUGGCUAG
This is a messenger RNA of Neoarthrinium moseri, 1248 nucleotides long. RefSeq lists its product as uncharacterized. The record is from RefSeq and is a predicted model, not a curated record. Gene Ontology annotation, cellular component: cytosol. Lineage: Eukaryota; Fungi; Ascomycota; Sordariomycetes; Amphisphaeriales; Apiosporaceae. The coding region runs from base 1 to 1248 and encodes 415 amino acids. Gene Ontology annotation, biological process: purine nucleoside catabolic process. The transcript is spliced from 3 exons. Gene Ontology annotation, molecular function: purine nucleosidase activity.